AUGGGCCUGAAAGCUGAUACCUUAUUAUUCUUAUUAGGAGGUGUUGCAAAUAUCAUAGACCUAUUAACAGACAUAUAUUACAUUCUCACUCAGCACUUUGCAAGUAGAACUUUAUAUUACGCGUCUAUAUUAUUUUUGGUCGCCCCAGGAAUCCUUAUCGUCUCUUUAUGCAUUUUAACAACAUUUUAUGAUCUUAUAAGGAAUAAAAGAAGACUUUUGUGCUUUAGAGCAGGUUUGAGCUUAUUUUUUGCCUUUGGCGAACAAACUGGUUUAACGCUGAUUAUUUUUGCAGUUUAUAUUUAUCUCAACAAAUCUAAAAGAGAAGAAAGAGAAUUAAUUGAUUUUAUGACAAAAAUUACAGGUGUAAUCCAAGGUUUUAUUAAAAGUAUCCCUCAAAUAAUUUUGCAAGUAUAUAAUGGAGGUAGCUUAGGAGACUGAAAUUAUGUGCUAAUAAUAUCAGUGGGGACAAGCGUAUUUUCAUUAGUUUAUACAUGUGGAAUGACACUGUUUCUUUAUGAUAGAAUAACAGAAAAGCAUGUUCUUCCUAGUCUAGUAGAUACAAGGGCAAACUACUCCUUUGAUAGGAGUAAUCUUAAAAUUGCAUGGGAUGAAGACCGUAAAAAUAAUGAUUCAACUACAAUAGAGCUUAAAGCAAGGGAGUAA
Messenger RNA from Blepharisma stoltei, 663 nucleotides. The record is from the annotation of a GenBank genome assembly. NCBI's taxonomy places the organism in Eukaryota, Ciliophora, Heterotrichea, Heterotrichida, Blepharismidae.